ACCAGACUACCACAGCAAACAGAAUGCCUCCGUGUUGGUGGUCGCUGUUCGUUUCCCGUGGCGUGUAAUGAAGCCAAAUUGUCAAGCCCAAUGACUGACCGUCUUCUCAUCUACUGUUCGCUAUUGGCGUUCCUGCUCCUUCUGUCACUGAAGUGGGAUGGAUACAUCGAUGCCGACUACUGGCUCGUGUUCAGCCCUCUGUGGCUAUGGAAGUUCAUCGCGGUGUCGUCUACGCUGGCCGCCUCGUACAUCUGGCACCGGCAGCCUCAAUACCGUUUCGAUCAGGAAUCGCUGGUGGAAUACAAGUCCAUGAUGAUGUCGAUCUCUCUGCAUUUGCUCAUUUUGGUUUACGAAGUUCUGGUGUGUGACAACUUGGAAACAGCCUCAAGGAGUCGACAUCUUUGGACACUCAUCUGCAUUCCGCUCGUUGCGCUGUGCUGCCUCGCAGUUGUCGUAUGCAUUUGGUCUGUGAAACAUGAUCGGCCGUUUGAGAUGGAGCUGCUAUGCGCUGUCAUGACAAUCCAAUUGAUAUUCAUUGCUCUGCAACUGGAUCGCUACGUGUUGUGGUCGUGGGUGGUCAUUUUCAUCCCUCUCUGGGUAGUCUUAUGCAUUGCGCUGAUAGGCGUUCUGUAUUCAAUUAUUUUUGCCAUCAUUAUAUCGAGAACUCCUGAAGUCACUGCAGAGCAGAAGCGCUUGACAUCUCAUGCCGCCGUCUCGUACACACUACUUGUGCUACCGUUCGUUGCGUUUCUGGCUCUUUUGACCAAUAAACUCGACGGGAGGAGCCAGCUGACCUACACUGCGUGCUGUAUGCCCCUGGUAGCGACGUUCGUCAUUCUACUCAUCUUAUCGUUUUCCUGCAAGACCAGGAAUACCUGGCUUUUCGGAUCGCGACAGGAUUUAUGUAGGUUGCUGAUUACGGCCUGCCCGCUUCUCCAGGAGUACGGCAACAUUUCAUACAGAUUGCACAAUUACGGCCAACAACCGCAACAGCAGACCGAAGUCGAUCAUGCCGAGUUCACGAUGCCGAUGAAGAACAAAAAGAAACAGGAGGUGGAAACUACAGUCGUGCCCAUAAGAUCGAUUGACGUCCCGGAUUAGCUAGGCUUCACCAUAGAAUCGUCCCGAGGAGACCUUCCCCGGAUUCGUCUGCAUCACGAAUCUCUCUCUUGCCUGCGUCGAUGUGCCACCGACCAAGCUCCGACUGCAAAGAGGCAUCGUCUCAGUCGUCAAUCAGGAAAUGCGCUCCGAGGAGGCAGAGUCGAGCUCGCUGAGAUAGUCACCACCCGAGGGGCGAGCCAUCCCGGGUAAUGACGACUACGUUGCGGGGAUAAAACGCGGACUGUGUUCUCGUUCUUCUGUUGGAUUCACCGAGGUUUCUCGGCUCAGGGUGGGGGUCGAUGCUGCUGGUAGCUCAGAAUUCAUGAUGCCCGGCUAGACUCUCGAUGAUUCGAAUCAUCGCUCGGUGACCUCGUCGAUUAGACUAGAACAGACCGACAUAUCAGCGGCGUUUCCUGCUCCCGUUGAACUGAUGUUUAUAUUCGCAUUUCGCUGAACUUAAUGGAUAGGCUCAUCCUCUAGAUCUCAAUAGUCCCCGUUGACGUCUGUAAUUUUCGCUCAGAUACUAAUUUCCCCCCAAUUCAUAGAUCGAAGCUACGAAUGGCGGAACUAACUCGA
Galendromus occidentalis (western predatory mite) is the source of this 1677-nucleotide messenger RNA. RefSeq names its product transmembrane protein 185B. The record is from RefSeq and is a predicted model, not a curated record. Lineage: Eukaryota; Metazoa; Arthropoda; Arachnida; Mesostigmata; Phytoseiidae. Bases 91 to 1101 code for a protein of 336 amino acids. The transcript is spliced from 5 exons.